GCUCGUGCGCCGCGUGGGGCUGGCGCCUCGCUCCGGGAGCCGCUGCGGCCGCGAUUGACCGUCAAGUCCCGCCCGCCAGAGAGCUGGUAGCUGAAGCCAUAUUAUUUUGUAGAAUUAAUGGAGAACAGAAAAGACAUCGCAAACCAAGAACUUUGGAAAAUGAAGCCUAUGAGAAAUCUAGAAGAUGAUUCAUUGACUACGCACUCGGGAGAGACCAGCAUGCUGAAAAGACCUGUGCUUUUGCAGUUGCACCAAACAACCCAUUUUGAUGAAUUUGAUUGCCCCUCAGAGCUUCAGUACAAACAAGAACUCUUUCCAAAAUGGCGUUUGCCAAUUAAAAUAGCUGCUAUCAUAUCAUCUCUGACUUUUCUUUACACUCUUUUGAGGGAAGUAAUUCAUCCUUUUGUAACUGCCCAUCAACAAUAUUUUUAUAGAAUUCCCAUCCUGGUCAUCAACAAAGUUUUGCCAGUGGUUUCUAUCACGCUUUUAGCCCUGGUUUAUUUGCCAGGUGUGAUAGCAUCAGUUGUACAGCUUCGUAACGGAACCAAGUAUAAGAAAUUUCCACGGUGGUUGGAUGGGUGGAUGCAAACAAGAAAGCAAUUUGGGCUUCUCAGCUUCUUUUUUGCUGUACUGCAUGCGAUUUAUAGUCUGUCCUAUCCAAUGAGGCGAUCCUACAGAUACAAGUUGCUAAACUGGGCAUACCAACAGGUCCAGCAAAAUAAAGAAAAUGCCUGGAUCGAGCAUGAUGUUUGGAGAAUGGAAAUUUAUGUGUCUCUAGGAAUUGUGGGACUUGCAAUACUGGCUCUGUUGGCUGUGACAUCUAUACCAUCAGUGAGCGACUCUUUGACAUGGAGGGAGUUUCACUAUAUCCAGAGCAAGCUAGGAAUGGUUUCCCUUCUGCUGGGCACAAUACAUGCAUUGAUUUUUGCCUGGAAUAAAUGGGUAGAUAUAAAACAAUUUGUGUGGUAUACACCUCCAACGUUUAUGAUAGCAGUUGUCCUUCCGAUUGUUGUCCUGAUAAGUAAAGUCAUCCUAUUCCUGCCGUGCUUGAGGAAGAAGAUACUGAAGAUUAGACAUGGUUGGGAAGAUGUCACCAAAAUUAAUAAAACUGAGAUGUCUUCCCAGUUGUAGAAUUACUAUUUUUACACAUUUUACUCAAUACUGAUAUAUUUUAUCAUAAAACAUUCUAAAAUGUGUUUAAUAAAAUGAUCAUUUCAGUGUCUUAAUUAUCUUUAUGUAUAUAUGUAUUUCCUUGCAGAUUUGAUUCCCAAAUAAAUACUAAUCUUUAGCACAUUCUCUGUAUAUUCACUAAAGCUGAACAAUCACAGAUCAAAACAGUCACAUCUGAUUUGUCAGAAUGCAUGGCAUAAUAAAUAAUAAAAGGCCUUGAAGUACCAGUCCUUCCACCCAUUACACAGAUACCAUGAGCCAUGAAAAAAA
Messenger RNA from Loxodonta africana (African savanna elephant), 1440 nucleotides. It is a transcript of the gene STEAP1, whose product is annotated as STEAP family member 1. The record is from RefSeq and is a predicted model, not a curated record. The coding region runs from base 118 to 1131 and encodes 337 amino acids. The transcript is spliced from 5 exons. Gene Ontology annotation, cellular component: plasma membrane; endosome. Lineage: Eukaryota; Metazoa; Chordata; Mammalia; Proboscidea; Elephantidae.